AUGGAGGGGCGGGGGCUGGGGCGAGGCUCUGGCUGCCAGUGGGCUCUGGCCCUCCUGGCUGCCAGAGCGGGACCCCCGGCCCUCCCGCAGGAGGUGCGAGUCCUGGGGCAGCGGUUCCGCAACCCGGUGGGGCUGGCGGCUGGCUUCGACAAGCACGGCGAGGCUGUGGAUGGGCUGUACAAGAUGGGGUUCGGCUUUGUGGAAGUAGGGACUGUCACACCCCAACCCCAGGAGGGGAACCCCAGACCUAGGGUCUUCCGGCUGGUGGAGGACGAGGCAGUCAUUAACAGGUAUGGAUUCAACAGCCAUGGCCACGUUGCAGUGGAACGCAGGCUGCGGGCCCGCCAGGAGACACAGCUCAGGCUCACUGGUGAGGGGAUGCCCCUUGGAGUCAACCUGGGCAAGAACAAGAGCUCUACCGAUGCUGCAGCUGACUAUGUGGCUGGAGUCCGGACGCUGGGCCCUUUGGCUGACUACCUGGUUGUGAAUGUGUCGAGCCCGAACACCCCAGGGCUGCGGGACCUGCAGGGCAAGGCUGAGCUACGGGACCUGCUGACCAAGGUGCUGGUGGAGAGGGACGCGCUGCCCUGCGAGCGCAAGCCAGCCGUGCUGGUGAAGAUCGCCCCCGACCUCACCGCGCAGGACAAGCAGGACAUUGCUAGCGUUGUCUGUGAGCUAGGUGUGGACGGGCUGAUUGUCAGCAACACCACCGUGAGCCGCCCCGGCAGCCUCCGGAGCGGGCAGCGCACAGAGCCGGGCGGCCUCAGCGGGAAGCCCCUGCGGGAGCUCUCCACACAGACCAUCAGGGAGAUGUACUCCCUCACCCAAGGCCGGGUGCCCAUCAUCGGGGUGGGGGGGGUGAGCAGCGGGAGCGAUGCCCUGGAGAAGAUCCGUGCCGGAGCCUCGCUCGUGCAGAUGUACACGGCGCUCGUGUACCACGGGCCACUGGUGGUGGGGUCGGUGAAGCGGGAGCUAGAGGAGCUGCUGAGGGAGCAGGGCUUCAGGAGCAUCAUGGAGGCAGUCGGAGCAGAUCACCGGUGCUGACACACUGCAGAACCAAGGUCUAGCUGGGAGGAGCCGUGGCCAAGCAGGGACAGGUUUGACGCUUGCAGUGCUGAACCGGCUGGGACCGAGCCAAGGUUCUGGUGCCAGCCCCUGAGAAUGGUCAGUGAUGGGUGAAGCUGGGGCCACGUUGGUGGUGAGCAGGGAAGGGGCCUCCACACUGCUGCUGCUGUCCAGGGCUGUGUUUUGGCUUUUCUCUGGGUUGGGCUCCCCAGCAGAAACCAGUGCUGGACGGUGAGAAAGGCCCCUGAGGGGCCAGCCCUGUGCCCCGGCUCCUGCUGGAGCGCUUCCCCAUGGGGGGCACACCUUCCCUGGUGUUGCUGCCCAGAGCCCUGGGCCAAGUGAGCAGUGUGUUGGGUGUCCCUUCUGCCUGGGACCCUGCAGCCCACGCUGCCUGCUCUGCCCCGCAGCCCCCACAGGAGGAUCUGUUCCUCCUCCCUCCCUCCCUCCUCCACACGCUGUCCUGUAACAAACCUGCUGGUCCUGGGUCCUGCCUGAGUGUCAAUAAAUGCUUGGCUUACCUGG
This is a messenger RNA of Tyto alba (common barn owl), 1587 nucleotides long. RefSeq names its product dihydroorotate dehydrogenase (quinone) (gene DHODH). Gene Ontology annotation, biological process: UMP biosynthetic process; 'de novo' pyrimidine nucleobase biosynthetic process. The record is from RefSeq and is a predicted model, not a curated record. NCBI's taxonomy places the organism in Eukaryota, Metazoa, Chordata, Aves, Strigiformes, Tytonidae. Gene Ontology annotation, molecular function: dihydroorotate dehydrogenase activity. Gene Ontology annotation, cellular component: cytoplasm; mitochondrial inner membrane.